AUGUCUGAAGGCGCCAGCUUCGGCCUGUCGGCGGAGGAGGCCGAGAAGGAGCUGCGGGAAUUGUUGCGCCUGCGCUGCAAGGCGUCCCUGGUGAACGCGGUGGGGGACGCGAUGCAGGGGAACAGCGCGUCCGCCAUGUCCGAGAUGCUGAGGCUGGAGCAGCUCGCCGUCUUCGCGGACGAGGCUGGCAAGCUGGACUUGGUAAGCGACUGGGAGGUCGACCCGGGCAUGAGGCAGCGGCUGCUGGACAUGUAUGCGAAGACGGGCGGGGAGCAGCCGCGCGACGUGAAGCUGUUGGAGCGGAUUUUGGGAUUGGUUCCAGUUCCCGCUGAGUCAUAG
This is a messenger RNA of Prorocentrum cordatum, 339 nucleotides long. The record is from the annotation of a GenBank genome assembly. NCBI's taxonomy places the organism in Eukaryota, Dinophyceae, Prorocentrales, Prorocentraceae.